Messenger RNA from Cucurbitaria berberidis CBS 394.84, 1518 nucleotides. RefSeq names its product CHL4-domain-containing protein. The record is from RefSeq and is a predicted model, not a curated record. NCBI's taxonomy places the organism in Eukaryota, Fungi, Ascomycota, Dothideomycetes, Pleosporales, Cucurbitariaceae. Gene Ontology annotation, biological process: chromosome segregation; CENP-A containing chromatin assembly. The transcript has a single exon. The coding region runs from base 1 to 1518 and encodes 505 amino acids.
AUGGCCACCGCCCCAGACUACAAGAACAUCCCCCACUCACACCGCUUGCCUGUCCGCCAUCGCGAAGUCCAGCGCACCUUCACCAAGCUCUCCCGCCAGUCCCUGGUUUCGCUCGUGCAGCAAUGGCUCAGCAAGAAGAAUCGCGACUUUUGCAAGCCGUACCUACUCAGCGACCGCAAGCAUGGGGAAGAGGAAGACGACGACGAGCUCUAUGAGCCCGCCCAGAGCUACGAGGAGCUGCAGGAGACAUACAGGGAGUUGGCAACACGCAAAGGCGGGAGAAGAGAGGUCCUCGAUCGUAUGCUAGACGGCGACUGGAGGACAGGCAUAUCCAUGUACCAGCUUGCGACGGCAGAGAUACAGUACCUUCUCGACCACCCCAACGCAUUGCGCUGGACAGCCAAGCGUCUUACCAAGAUACCGAAUGCCCGAUCAACCAUAACAGACAUGGAAGUCACAAACGACUCCGACCACCUCCCACGAUUCCAGGCACAGACCUUCAUGUCAAAUCUAGCGAGAGAGCUGACACCACUCAUGAAGGCGCAUUACCUCAUUACACGGAUCAAGACCUCCCCGAUGACAAUACUUCGCGUCUAUAUACAUGACGCCCCAUAUAGCAGCGAAGGGUCGCUAGCCGUAGACUCGAACAGUACAGAUAGCGCCAAAGCAGUCUUCUUCGUGUGGCCGAAUGGGUCCCCUUUUGUCUACUCCUCCCUAGCAACGCUUACAGGCCAAGUGGUUGGGGACGAUGGGAGACAUCUGAGAGAUAUCGUGCAACAAGCAAUACCAAAGGCUUUCUCAAGACCAUCUGCACGGUACCAACUAACAAGUACAAACUUCACCACGAAAUCGCUUGAUGCACUUCUCACCUAUCGUGGACCUGGGAAGAGCAACGCGGCAGCUGGAGGAUGGAGCAUCUUCCAAGACCACAGUUUUAGCCAAAACGCGCUCGACUUCAUUACUACCCAAAAAGGCGACGGCCACGAGAAGGUGUCUGCGGGCAAGACUGCCGUAAAUGGUGGAACAAAAGCUGGGCCAGGGCGGCCAAAACGACCACUAGAUGAAAAGGAGUCUUCAGAAGCGAAGAGGAGGAAAGAAGUAGUAGCAGGCCGCUUCGGUACAUCCGCACAAUCUGAUGAUGACCAAGGCCUUGAGCGCUUCGAAGUGCGCGUCGACGAUCCGUUUCCUUCACUUGAUGGUAGCAGUACCGCGCAAUUGGACGAUAACACGUCAACCCUCGAUGCCCAAGCCUCGAGUCGAUCGCGUCGAGGUCGCCCUUCUCUCCUCGAUAGGACAGCUGAAGACCUCGAGGAGAUUGGGAACGGGCAGGAUUGGGUGCCCAACGUGCGCAUCACUUUCCAAGGCACACAUGUCUUCGCAGGCAUUAGGCAGCUGGCCGAAGAGGGUGUUGUAGACGGCGAGAAGAUGCCUGGUUGGAUGACUGGAGAGGCAGGCGUGACUAUCGGGGCAGUAAGAGAGGGCAGAAUGCGGACCAAAGAGGGCGUCCCUGGUAUUUAA